This is a messenger RNA of Acaulospora morrowiae, 482 nucleotides long. NCBI's taxonomy places the organism in Eukaryota, Fungi, Glomeromycota, Glomeromycetes, Diversisporales, Acaulosporaceae. The record is from the annotation of a GenBank genome assembly.
AUGUCUCUUGUAGAAUACGGUAGCAAUAUACCCACUAUAAUCGUGAACGAAUUCAAAAGGAUCUUUAGGGGUCUGCACGUAGGUUUAGAAAUCAAGGUUUCUAAUAAACACAGCAUUUUACAACUUUGUCAACCUGAAUUAUUUACUGGAAGUAAUAUCGACGAGCAAAUAUGUUGUAAUGUUAACCCUUCAGAAGAAGACCAAGCUAAAAUUUCAGGAAUGCUUGCUACAAAAGGCAUACUCUCUUUUAAAGUGAAAGACGGUGAACGUUAUCAUUACCUUGUGAUUACAUGGGUUGUCAAAACCGGUAUGAUGAGGGGGCGAAAUUCAUUAACAGUCUCCAUACAGAAUGAAAAACCGGAAAGAAAAAAUAGUCAAAAAUUACUUGAUAAGUUGCAUAUAAAAGAGAAUAGAAAGUAUCCUGGUGACACCAUUAAUCCAAUAAACGAUCAUUAUUGCGUAUAUGGGGGUAUUACUGACGG